UAGAUGUGUAAAAAACCUUGCAUUAGAACCUGUAAUUUACUAUUGCAGAUUCUGGCAUAAGAAAAAAAAUAAUUUUGCGAAGAAGAUGGAAAUUUAUGCCAAAAACAGGAAAGCUGGAUAAUUCUAUAUAAGGAUUAUACCAUACCUAAUUUUACGACCGAUAAAAUCAAGCAUAACAAUUACUUUUAUGCAAUAUACCAAAAAUUAAUUAAAUAAAUGAGACUGUCAAUUUCAAGUGGAAAGUAGAAAUUGGUAGAAAGGAUUCAUUGUAGAAACUUUCAUAAUUGGCUAAUGAUAUCCAUUAGAGAAUGUGAAAAUUAAGUCUUAGAUGGAGCUAAAUGGUGUUAUAGUAGGGAUUUAACCCAGUAGAGAAAUAUUCUAAUUCUGUUAGAAAACUCAACUCUUUUUAUUUUGUCUUGUUAUUCCAAUAAAUCAAGGUUAAUUACCAUCUUUUCUUAUAUUCUUAAUAACAAACACAUUAGUUCAUUCGAAGAGAGUAUGCCUUUAGUACUAUCCAAUUAAUUGAAUUACAAAAGUGAAAAAUUAGCCUCAUUUAAUAAGUGGCUUUAUGACAGUAUCUUUAAUUAUCAAACAGAAGACCUUUUAGAAUUUAAAGAUAUCUAUUGA
Paramecium octaurelia is the source of this 627-nucleotide messenger RNA. NCBI's taxonomy places the organism in Eukaryota, Ciliophora, Oligohymenophorea, Peniculida, Parameciidae. The record is from the annotation of a GenBank genome assembly.